Drosophila navojoa is the source of this 2132-nucleotide messenger RNA. It is a transcript of the gene kek5, whose product is annotated as leucine-rich repeat, immunoglobulin-like domain-containing kekkon 5 protein. Lineage: Eukaryota; Metazoa; Arthropoda; Insecta; Diptera; Drosophilidae. Gene Ontology annotation, molecular function: protein binding. The record is from RefSeq and is a predicted model, not a curated record.
CCAAUCACACACGCGAUGACGAAACGCACUCGGUGGCGCUGUCGGACACGACGACCACGCCCCGUUCACGACACGCGUACGUGGACGAUGCGUACGGUAAUAGCUUGCCACCGGAUCUGCUGGCCUUCCCGGCCCGUGUGCCACCCACCUCGCCCUCGAUGCAGUCCUCGCAGUCGAACAUACCCGAUCAGGUGAUCUACGGCAUACGCUCCCCACCGCCACCGCUGACCAGCCCCGUCUACGCGCACAUGACGCCCCACGGCAUCUACGGCACCACCACCACCACCACGAUGGCGGCCCACAACGGCUUCAUGACUCUGCAGCAUCCCAAGUCCCGUAAUCUCGCCCUCAUCGCCACCGCCAACAGCCGCCACCAGCAGCAGCAGCAGCAGCAGCAACACCUGGCCGCGGCGCUGCACCAUCAGCCAUCCGGCUCCUCCUCGGCCUCGCCCUUCCUGCCAGCGCCCGUUGUCUACUCGCCGGCCUCCAGUGCCGUCGUGAUGAAGCAGGGCUACAUGACCAUUCCGCGCAAGCCGCGCGUGCCCAGCUGGGCGCCGAGCACAUCCAAUGCGGCUGCCGCGGCGGCUGCUGCUGCCGCUGCCGCCGCUCAGCAUCAGCUCGGCGAAUUCCAGUCGCCCACUUCGCCGAAUCCCAGCGAAACGGGCACGGCGACAACUGUGGAGCUGCAGGCGGAACCGGUCUACGAUAAUUUGGGACUGCGCACGACGGCGGGCGGCAAUUCGACGUUGAAUUUGCACAAGGCACAGGGUGGCGGCGGGUCACAGGGUGCACAGCAGCAGCAGCAGUAUACAAUGCGCGAUCGGCCAUUGCCAGCCACGCCCAGCUUGACAUCGGUGGCCUCGGCCACGGCCAGCAAGAUUUACGAGCCCAUACACGAGCUAAUACAACAGCAAGCACAGCAGCAACAGCAACAGCAGCAACAACAGCAGCAGCAGCAGCAGCAGCAGCAACAACACUUAUACAAUUCGGAUACGGAACCGUUAUAUGGCGGACGUCAUUACGGUAUUACGAUAUUGCCCGGCUCGAGCAUUAGCGGCGCUGGCUUGAAUUCGCCUGGUGCUGCUGCGGCAGCUCCGCCAAUGGCUAUGGGAACGGGGGCGCCUGGGGGCGAUUCGCCCAAAAUGGCCAAGAUACCGCCCAGGCCGCCGCCAAAGCCCAAGAAGAAAAUGUCCGUCACGGCGACGCGCAGCGGCCAGGGCAGCACAAGUCAGCUGUUCGAUGACGAGGGCGAAGACGGCACCGAGGUUUAAUUUGGCAUAAAUGAACACACAGACAGAUGCCCCAACACCCAGCCCCUCCACUUUUAGCACUCUCUAUCACUCUCUACCCCUGCCCCUCAACUAGAAAGCGAAUUCAUUUGAAAUCGCCUUUAAGCCCCAGCCACAGCAGCGAAUUGUAAAAAUGAUCUAAAAAUGGCCACGAGAGAGAAUCCAACAAAAUGGCCGACAGCAGAACUGCACGCUUAACAGCGACAGCUGCUCAUUCUGCACUGCUAAGACAGCCUAACUUCACUCCUAACAGCGACAGCUGCUCAUUCUGCACUGCUAAGAGAGCAGAGCUUUACUCUUAGCAGCGACAGCACUGUUAGAGCUACAAUUGCAGCAGCAGCAGCGUAUUAAGAGAGACAGACAGCAACGGGAUGUCCUGCUCUGCCUGCUUGCUGUUAUACACACACACGCACUCUCUCUCUCUUUCUCUGAUCCACAGCGUGUGGAUCUGUCUAUCGCACGUGCCGCUAAGCGCGUGCCUUGUGUGCCAAACCGACUGAUGUAGAAUUUAGUAAUUAAAGCGAGAAACGAUACGAAACACAACACACACACAAAAGCAACAGCAAAUCAAAGAAGACGAACAUGUGAAGCGCCAGCAGCAGAAGCAGCGACGCCAGCAGCAGCACCGACGCAGCCACGGCAACAGCUGCUAUGCCCCACAGGGUGAACCAGGCAAAUAUAUAUUGAACAAAAAGGACAGUACGUAAACAAAGUAAAUAAAACGAAACAACAAAAACAAGAAUACAAACAAAUAAAAACUAAAUAAAAUACAUAUUAGCACAAGAGUAUGUAAAAAUCCCAUUUUAAUAAUACAUUAACAUAAACCUUCGAAAAAUUCUCUCU